This is a messenger RNA of Elaeis guineensis (African oil palm), 3449 nucleotides long. The record is from RefSeq and is a predicted model, not a curated record. Lineage: Eukaryota; Viridiplantae; Streptophyta; Magnoliopsida; Arecales; Arecaceae.
AACCGUGGCCUCCACCUCAUUCCCCCAAAUCCUCCGUCUCGCAAUCCCCGCUUCCAUCGGAAGAGCGACGGGUCCCCGCCCUCCGUUGCCGCGCCCUUCGAUCUCCACCGGCCCCCUCCUCACCAUUCACUCCCCCGUCUCACGCUUGUCCUCCAAGAUCUCCUUCUGUUGUGGGUUUGAAUCAUGGUUUGCUGAACCGUCCCAAACCGAACCAUUCAGGGUGUUCUGAGCCAUAUCGGCCGCCAACUAGGACGGUUUGGCCUUUCCAAUCGAAACACUGGACGAAGGAGAGGGAAAGAGAGGGAGAGAGAGAGGGGAGAGGAGGAAAAAAGGGGACAACAUUGUCGGAGGAUUUGUGGUGGCCCAUCGAGACUGUCAGAGGGCCAUGAAGGCCUCCGUGGCUCCAUGUUGCUUGAAAGGAUGUUUAAUCGAGAGAGAUAGAGAGAGAAAGAGGGAGUGAGGGUAUCGAAGGAAGGCGCAACUGGUGGAGAAGCAGUUGGAGGACGCCAGGUGGCCGCCGUGGCCACCGAACGGUGAAAGAGGCGCAGUUGGAGCCGCGGCAAUAAAACAGAGCUGACUGCCCCCAUUCAUCGAUUUUUCUUUUUAAACAAUGAUGAACAGUGAAGCCGGCACUGUUGUACCAGUUUCAAGCAAAAGUUGCUUAUCUCACAUUGGACUUAAGAGGCGCUGCCCGCUAGUUGGAAUUUUUAAAAAAGGGAUAAAGUGCAGCUAUUGCCAUUCUGUUCCAGUUAUGGCUGAUGACAUUCCUGCAAGCAUUUCAAAUGGUAAUACACAACAUGAUCCGAAGAGGACUUUUCAGGUUGUUGUUGCUGCCACUCGAGAUAUGGGUAUUGGGAAGGAUGGGAAGUUGCCAUGGAAGCUGCCAUCCGACCUUAAAUUUUUUAAGGAGGUUACUAUGACUGUGUCAGAUCCUGUAAAAAAGAAUGCUGUGAUAAUGGGUAGGAAAACAUGGGAAAGCAUUCCUCUUCAGAAUAGGCCUCUGCCUGGUCGUUUGAAUGUUGUGCUGACUCGCUCUGGGAGUUUUGAUAUCGCAACAGCUGAGAAUGUUGUUAUCUGCGGAAGCAUGAAUUCUGCCUUAAAGCUGCUGGCAGCAACCCCUUAUUGUUUGUCAAUUGAGAAAGUGUUUGUUAUAGGUGGUGGCCAGGUAUUAAGGGAAUCUCUUAACGCACCUGAAUGUGAAGCCAUUCAUCUCACAGACAUAGAAACAGACUUUGAAUGUGACACUUUCAUCCCUCCAAUUGAUUUUGCGGUGUUUCAACCAUGGCAUUCGUCCUUCCCAUUGGUAGAGAACAAUAUCAGGUAUUCUUUUGUGACAUAUGUUCGUGUGCGGCGUUCAGCUACUGAGCUUCAUGCUCUGCAUGAUGGGGGAAAAACUGAUGGUAAAUUGUAUUUGAAUAAGUUUGAGGUUCAAAGGUUCUCAUUUCUUCCUAAAAUGAUACAUGAAAAACAUGAGGAAUAUGUGUAUCUUAGACUUGUGCAAGAUAUCAUAGCAAAUGGUGCCCAAAAGAAUGACAGGACAGGGACUGGAACACUAUCAAAAUUUAGUUGUCAGAUGCGGUUUAAUUUGCGAAAAUCUUUUCCGUUGCUUACAACCAAGAAAGUAUUUUGGCGAGGUGUUGUUGAAGAACUCUUGUGGUUCAUCAGUGGUUCAACAAAUGCAAAGGCUUUACAGGAAAAGGAUAUACAUAUUUGGGAUGGCAAUGCAUCAAGAGAGUACCUUGAUAGUGUUGGCUUAUCAUUUAGAGAAGAAGGUGACUUAGGGCCAAUAUAUGGGUUUCAAUGGAGACACUUUGGUGCUGAGUACACUGACAUGCAUGCUGAUUACACUGGAAAAGGAUUUGAUCAGCUAUUGGAUGUCGUUGACAAAAUAAAGAACAAUCCAGAUGAUCGUCGCAUCAUUCUCUCCGCUUGGAAUCCUUCUGAUCUCAAGAAAAUGGCCCUUCCUCCUUGCCACAUGUUUGCACAAUUUUAUGUGGAGAAUGGCGAGCUAUCAUGCCAAAUGUACCAACGGUCUGCAGACAUGGGUCUUGGUGUGCCAUUUAACAUUGCAUCGUAUUCACUUUUGACAUGCAUGAUUGCUCAAGUUUGUGCCUUGACAAGGUUUGGAUUUUCUGCAUGGCAAUAUGAUUAUUUGCGACUCCCAGGGGAAGAGAAUAUUGGCAUGAAAAAACAAAGGAAAUUCAAAUUGCAGUGCAUUGACAACUCAGAAUUUGAGCAUGGUUGACUACAAGUAAUCAGGAUACUGUCUUGCUUUCUAGAGAUUACUUCUCUGACUCUUUCCAAAUGUCUAUUGAACUAUAUGGAAUGUCAAGCUCUGUUCUUUUUUAGCUCUUUCACACAGCAGUUGUUAGCUCCAAGCUAAUAAUCAAGGUUGCAAGACCGGAGACACCAAAUUAUAACUUUGAAGCUUGUCACAGUGUCCAGGUGAAGGAAAGAAGUGCAUGAUCCAUGGUCAAAGAUUUGACUGAAAAGUGCAUUUUCAUUCAAACUUGAUGCUCUAGGAUUCCAGAUGACCAGCCAAAACAAAGGCUUGGAGCUUGCAGGAAGCCUUAAUGUGCCAGCAGUAAUUUGAUUCCUCAUUUAGGAUCUUCAUCAUAUCUAUCUAAAUAAGCCAGUUUAAGCAUAGAUAGCAAUGAGAUAUUAUGGGCUUUUGUCUGUGGAAGGUCUGAAGGAUGCUUAACGGUGUUUGCUUGCAUGUUUAGUUAUCUACCUGUUGGUAUGAAGUCUGUUCCUUGCUUUAGUGCAUAUUCCACUUUAUAUUUAGCUGUUCAAGCUAUCAUCUACUACUAUCAGUAUUUUUUGAAUUAUUUCUAUUUUGGGAUUUGGUAGGCAGGUUGGGUUUUGGGGGACAAUUUAUAGAAUUUGUUGGGCUGAUGAAAAUCUCCUUGGUUCCUGCUUUUCCCCCACCUGUGCAAAUUAGGUUAUGGGGUCCAACUAGGAUGCAUAAUGCAUAUAGAACCAUGGAUAUAAUCUGUUGUAGUUAUUUGAAGCCAUUUUCCGUAUAAAAUCAUCUGAUGAGAUUGCUAUAUAUUCAUGACCCUUUUCCUUUAUGUUGUCUAGAUACAUUUGUUUGUCUCCUUAACUGGACCCCUGUGCUUUUUGCUAUUAUUUUGCUUCAUCGCUUUUUUCUAUAUGCAGAUCUCUUGCCUGGAGAUUUUAUCCAUGUUAUAGGAGAUGCUCAUGUUUAUAGAACUCAUGUGAGGCCUUUGGAAGAGCAGCUUCAAAAGCAGCCAAAACCAUUCCCAAUUUUGAAGAUCAACCCUUUGAAGAAGGAUAUUGAGUCCUUUGUUGCAUCUGACUUCAAGCUUGUUGGGUACGAUCCUCACUACAAGAUAGAAAUGAAAAUGGCAAUAUAAUGCCUUCAGCUUUGGAGAAGAGAACUUGUCUUACUGUUCUCCAUAAUUUGGUCGGAAGCAUAGUUUAUAGAG